This is a messenger RNA of Rotaria sp. Silwood1, 270 nucleotides long. Lineage: Eukaryota; Metazoa; Rotifera; Eurotatoria; Philodinida; Philodinidae. The record is from the annotation of a GenBank genome assembly.
AUGUCUGCUCCAUUCGAUUCACCGUUAAAUAAAAUUCUUCUUCUAUUAAUAUUAUUUUCGAUAUACAAAAUGAAUGAAAGUCGUUUUGUUUGGGAUUUUGGUUCAUAUUGUUUAAAUUAUUGUGCAAAAAUCAAAUAUAAAUUAACUGCUGUUAGCAUAUGUUCAUGUCAUUGGAUAUCAUCGAAUCAUCGACGAUCAACAAUCAAUGAAAUAUCACACAAUAAUAAUAAUGAAGAUCCUUUACUUAAAAAAGCAUUUUUCAUCAAAUAA